AUGAGCAGUGUAAAUGCAGCAGUACCCAGUCCAGGGUGUGUACACACAACACAACCUGAUGUUGAUGUAACUGGCUCUGUGUGGAAAACGACCGCCACCGUGGAAGAAACCAGCAGCACAUGGCACCAGGCCUACACAAACUCGGGCUUCAGCCCAGCUCCAUCGUCACCCGAACACUUGUGCAGGGCCUGCGGAGGCCAGGUCGACUCGGCAAGCAGGAAUGUGUGUGUAGACUGCAAGAAGCACUUCUGCAGCCGCUGCUGGGUGGAGCCCGAGCUCAGGCCGGCGCUGUGCCAGACGUGUCGGCGCUUCCUCGGCACUCGGUUCGAGCGGAGCCAGCUGAUGGGGCUGAAAGUGAAGGAGCUGCGAGACUACCUGCACCUGCAUGACAUUCCGACUCACAUGUGCCGCGAGAAGGAAGAGUUGGUGGAGCUCGUGCUGGACCAAAACACACCCAGCAGCAGCAGCAACAGUCGGAGCAGCAGCAGCAGCAGUAACGGUUGCAGCAACUCAGCGCCUCCGCCAGCUGCUUCAGAUGUCCCACAGUCCCACACACCUUUAUCCCAGGCAGCCGAGGAGCCAGGGUCUCUUACAGAGGAGGACGAAGAGGAAGAAGAGGAGGAGGAGGGAGAAGAUGAGGAUGAAGAUGACGACGAUGACGACGAUGAUGAGUCAACAGACAGCAGGGAGACGUUGGUGCACAGUCGCAGGGCGUCUCUGUCCGAUCUGAGGAGCGUGGAGGACGUUGAGGGUCUUACAGUGCGCCAGCUGAAGGAAAUCCUGGCACGCAACUUUGUGAACUUUCAAGGCUGCUGUGAGAAGUGGGAGCUGAUGGAAAGAGUUACACGUCUCUUUAAUGACCAGAAAGAUCUCCACAACCUGGUUUCAAACACUAAAAACGAAUCAGGCACAGCAGAACCAGCCGAGCCGAGCGGUCAGGAGGAGAACCUGUGUAAGAUCUGCAUGGACUCACCCAUCGACUGCGUGCUGCUGGAAUGUGGCCACAUGGUGACCUGUAGCAAGUGCGGCAAACGCAUGAGCGAGUGUCCCAUCUGUAGACAGUACGUGGUGCGUGCCGUUCACGUCUUCAGAUCCUGAUGGGGGGGGCAAAGCGGAGAGCCAGAGUACCUGAAGAACACUCCUUUAAUACCCACACACAUUCCAUCUACCGUUCCUGUAUGGAGGCCCAGAGAGAUGUGAGGCUCAGUCACCGUUCUUUGAUCCUCCUUAUUGUUUCUGAUUAAACUUUUUUUGUGGGGGUUUAUUCUAGGGAUGCGUAUCCCUUUCCGCAUUAUCCUCCAUUAUCACAAUGGUGUGAUGUUUGACUGUGAACGAGCACGCCUGGUUUGCUAGCUAGUUAUUUGGGUAACAUUCAGAAACAUGUAUCAUAAAAUAACAUAUCAUUAAAUAUCUGAAGUUAUGAGGGACAAUCAAGCUUAUCUGAUCUAGCAGCUGAAUCUUCACUGUUGUAGUGUCUUUGGUAAGAUAGUAAUCAGAGCAAACAUUGAUGAGCAAUGAUGCCUUUUUCAGCUCCAGGGAAGACGGAGCUGUACGCAAUUUGUUUACCAUCUACAAUGCUUUCCAGCGUGUGUGCUUUCCAGUGACUGAGUUAUCGAGCAAUUUGUUUUCUCUUCACUGCAUGUCAUGCUUUUGUUCGAUUUUUUUUUUCUCUUUGUGCUUUUAUUGCACACCGAGUGUAAUACAGGUAAUGGACGUUUAUACCACAGCAUUGUUGAAUUCUCAAUUCUAAUCAGUUGAUUAAGAGCAGCUCUGUGCAGCACGUUACAGGUUCAUAUUAACACGCGUGUUUUGAUACGUAUGAUUGACAAGUACAAGUGGUCCAUGCAAUCCAAGACUUAAAAGUAAAAAAAAUAAUAAUUGUUGCGAUGUUUAUUUAACAUUUAGUCAGUUUUUGUAAGUCACUAAAAAUAAAAGAGAGAGAGAGAUGUGCAGGUGAGGGAAUAACGCUUUAUUGCUGCUAUAUAGUAAUCUAUAACAGGAACUAACCUAUCUCAUGGAUGUUUUGCAACAUUUAAUGCAACUCUAAGCAGCGCAUAGUUCUUCAAUUAAAAAAAAAAUGUGAUUGCUGUGGUAUAAGAGGAAUAAAACGCACUGUUGAUUAUUGUCCUAUUGCAGCACAUCUGUUUGAUAACUGCAUGUCUUUUCAUGCCAUUAAUGGAAUACUUUGUUAAAUACACUGUGGUUUAACAGCUCGAGUUAUCACGGACUGUAGCUGCGUGAGAAAACUUUUGCGCUUCAGAUGGAAAGCUGAAGUGUAGGCUGCAUGCGCAUGUCUAUAAUCAGGUGCUACUUUUACAUAUUCGCUUUUUUUCACCAGCCUUAUCAGUGUAGUUCUUUUCUUGUCAGACCUCAUCAUAUACAUCAUAAAUAGCACGAUGAAGUAAUGCAAAUUGUGCAAACGACAAGCGUUCUACCCAGAGCGUAUUCCUCCACUUCACCCGCUGUUAUCCUCAGGAUUCCCAAUGACAAAGACAAAUGAAACAAAGAUGAAUCGAAGGAUAUAUUUCCAGUUCUAUAUAUUACAAUUAGAAAGCUGUUUGUGUCUCUACAUGUUCAUGAAGCAAUAAUGAAUCAGAAUUUGCAUAGUCAUAUUUUUUAUUUUACUAUGGUAAUUGACCAUUGGUUGCCCUGGUUUCAAUUUAAUUAUGAUUGGCUUUAUUGGGUGGAGAAGGUGGGGCUUACACACACACACACAAAAAUUUAUUCACAAACAGUGUUGUUUGUGGUGAUUUUGGGACUGCAUUCACGUAUGAUGACUUUCGACAAGAAAAUAACUCUCAUAGCUUUUUUUUUUUUUUACACUAAAUCUCCACGAUGCAUUAUUUUUUUUAAACGAGCCACGUGCUGUUCACCGUGUGGUGAAGGUACACUUUACAACCUCAUCGCCAUCUUAUUUCUUAUGCACAGUAGACCGUUGUGCUGAGCUGGUGGUUUUUCGGACGGUUCCAUGGUCUUCCUUCAGAUGCGUGCAGCUGUAACACUAGCCUUGGUUUGUGUUAGUCACAUGGUGCUCUUAUUACUGCCCACGCGUCCAUUUAGCGCUCUGCACCAGAGAGCUUUUUAACACACUCGUGGAUUUAUUACACCAGGGGUUCUCAAACGUCAAACCAGGGACCUUUUAGUUGUGAGAAAAGUCCACUAACUGCCUCAGUUCAUGUUUAUAAUAAAAUUCUAAUAUUAACCUCAUUAUUUAGAUGUGUACAAUAACAUUUUAGCGAUUUUUUUGGAAACAUGGUGCUUUUUUUUUUUUCUUUUUUUUUACAAAUAACAAACUGUUAUUUGUUUGUAUUUUAGCGUUAUUUAUUAUCUAUAGAUCUAGUUGGUAAGGAGUUACUAAAGUUUUAAUUAAACUUGCUGUUUCAGCAUGAAAACAAAGAAAAGUAAUCGCAUACAACCCCCCCCAAAAAAAUAAAAAUAAAUAAAAAAAUAAAAAAGGUUCCUGGAUCCCACUUUGAGAAUCGGUGUUACACCAAUGCAACAUCGUCUGAGGCUCCAGUCAAAUGUAUUUAUAGCUAUAACUGUAAAUAAGCUGUUUUGUUACCACUGACUUUACAUUUAAUCAAUUGCCACACAACUUUGACCGUAGGUGUUAUUAAAGGCUUCUGUUUGUUUGAUUUUUUUUUUUCCAUAUUCUGAAUGUACUAUAGCUUCACUUCUGGGCCAAUCAGGGCACCGGUAAACAAAUGUAGUACCGUAUGCCAUAUUUAGUUCUACUGUAGGAUUUAGUCAAAACCAAUUUCUGUCUAUUUAGAGGGAAAAGUAAUUAUAUAAAAAUCAUAUCAUUUUCACUAUCCAGGGAAAUUUCAUUUUCAGAAAUAAAGGUACCAAAAUGUAUGGAACCAUCAAGAGGACAUGUUUUGUGCCUGGAAAUGCAAGUAUAAUAUUAAAGUGCAUAAAUCAACCUUGAGGACCACUAAUAUACUUUUAAGCUUUACUCUACAUUAAUAAAAAAAUGCAAUCUAAAGGUACAAACAAUACACACUUGAUUUAUACGUGUAUGAUUUGACCAUCAAACGUCAAAGCAGCAUUUUUCACCCAGCCACACUGCACUGUAUCAACAGAGGGUAAACGGCAAAUUUCUCAUAACUAUUCAUGUGUGUUUUUGUCUGUAGUAUUUAUCAAAAUGUAUAGUGUGGCAUAUAAUGAUGCAUCCAGAUCUUUCAUAAACCGCUAUAAAUCUGUAGUGUGUACAUGAGUAUCUCACAUUUGAAUAUUACUCUGUGUUUUUUUUUUUUUUCUUGAUUAGCUGUUAUGUAAUCGUCUCACUGAGGUUAAGCUUGUUCUGGCAUGUAACAGUAUCCGAACAAUAUUGUCCUGAAAAGAUGGAUUUUUAUCAUAAUCAGAUAUAUAAAGAAAUGCCCCUUCUGAUCCACUAAUAUCUGUUUCAGUCUCACGAAACUCUUUACAUGUUAAAAUUUCAAAAUACAUUAUUUUAUUUGGUUACACUGUAAUGCAGGAGCAAUUUGAACAUUUUUUUGACAAAACUUUCUUUCGGCUUCUCCCGUUAGGGGUCGCCACAGCAGAUCAUCCGCAUGUUUGAUUUGGCACAUGUUUUUACGCUGGAUG
Messenger RNA from Silurus meridionalis, 4587 nucleotides. RefSeq lists its product as uncharacterized. Gene Ontology annotation, molecular function: ubiquitin protein ligase activity. The transcript has 6 exons. Gene Ontology annotation, biological process: protein K48-linked ubiquitination; proteasome-mediated ubiquitin-dependent protein catabolic process; negative regulation of extrinsic apoptotic signaling pathway via death domain receptors. Lineage: Eukaryota; Metazoa; Chordata; Actinopteri; Siluriformes; Siluridae. The coding region runs from base 1 to 1098 and encodes 365 amino acids. The record is from RefSeq and is a predicted model, not a curated record. Gene Ontology annotation, cellular component: plasma membrane; cytoplasm.